Molecule: messenger RNA, 1590 nt
Organism: Paramecium tetraurelia
Lineage: Eukaryota; Ciliophora; Oligohymenophorea; Peniculida; Parameciidae
Exons: 5
Source: RefSeq, a predicted model, not a curated record
AUGAUCAAAUCAGUCUAACAUAUAGAGGAUAAAUGUAACACUCUCGAAAAUAUUAGUACAAAGGACAUUUAUCAAUUUAAAUUCUUAGAAUUCGACAUUUUAGAAGAGAUAUUAUUUUAAAAGUAAGAAGAAACUGCUGUUUCUUUACCUUGGGCAAAAACAAUAAUUGUUAAUUUUUGGAAUAUCCCCAAAGAAAACUAUACAUUGUUUAAUUUAUAUGGAGGUAUGAAAAUCCUAUUUGACAUGGACAUAAUCAAGGAUCUCUAAGAAGUUCAAUUCAAGUUCUUUUCAAAUGAAGAUAUCUAAGCAUUGAUUAAAUUAAAAUGGCUACAAUCUGACAAUACCAACUACUUUUAUUUUGAAAUACAAGAGGAGAAUCAAUAUGAAUUAACACUUUAAUGGAGAGAUCCCAUCUAAAAUGCUGAAUGCUCAAGCUUAGAAUUGGAGAGGUAGCUACUAAAGAGGAAUCUUACUAAAUUGUUAAAUAAAAUAGGUGAUUAUAGUAAUAUCUAUGAUUAGUAAGAGUUAUUUGAUAUGAUUUUGGAGAAUCAAUACGAUACGAUCUAUGUUUACUUCCCUUCAAUAAUAAAGUUAAAAAUCCAUACUAAAAUAUUUGAAAAUAGUGAAGAAUAAGUUAGAUCAGUAGAGUUGUUCAUUCAUAAUGAAUGGUUCAAGGAAAGAUAGGAUAAUUUAAUUGCCUAAUUCGAGAUAUUGCAUACUCAAAUCUAAAGAUCUAUGAUUGAUAAUACUGAUGAAAUAGUAUUAGAUUACGCCUUGAUUUACGAUGAAGAACAAAUCAAUUGUUCUCAAUUAAUGAGUAAGAUCAAUUCAUUGAUAAUUAAAAUAUUGCUAACAAAUAAUAAAAGAAUUCAAACUAUCUUAUUGUCUCUGAUGCCUCUGGAGAUUCAUUUUGAAUUAGAUAUGAAGAGAUAAGAACUAAAUCUAGAUAUCAAUUUGCAUCAUGAGGAUCCAUAAGAUAUAUAUUAAGAAGGAUUGAUAAUUUUACUAUAAACAAUCACAACUUGCAAAUUGUUUUAAUCUUUGAAGGUUGAUAUUCAAUAGGAAGAUGAUUCAAAUAAUGUAAAAUUUCAAUUGUUCUCCUUCAUCAUGAUGAUUCAUGAAUUCCAAUAGACUCUUAUUAAAAAAGGAACUUUUACAUACAAUAAUUAUUCCUUGAUUCCGAGAUACAAUUCAGUUUGUUCAAAAGGGGCAAUGAAUUAUUUAAUUUCAGAGAAGAAGUCGAUUUAUUCAAUUUCUGAUAAAGACUAUCUUGAUAUUCAGAGAGAAAUCGGAUGCUUCAUCCAAUAUCUGAGUUUUUAUGCUAAGGAGAGUAGUUCAAUUAUAAUUUCCUGUGAUAUGUGUGAGUUGAGCAAUUCUAGUAAGUAAUUCUACGAUCAAUUGAUUGAAUAAUUAAUAAAACAGAAUGGAAUAUUGGAAUUCGGAAUAUUAGAUAGUGGGAAUCGAGAUCAGAAAUAUUAUGAAAGAAUUAAAGAAGAGGAUGCUGACAACAUUGUUGAUGAUAGAUAAAAAAUAUCAGAGCAGAAUGAGGUGGGAGAGUAUAAAAGAACUGAUUAAUUAUUUGCCAAAUGA